Messenger RNA from Symbiodinium sp. CCMP2456, 820 nucleotides. The record is from the annotation of a GenBank genome assembly. NCBI's taxonomy places the organism in Eukaryota, Dinophyceae, Suessiales, Symbiodiniaceae.
AUGGAGCUACGCCAUGGGGAGCAGGCUCUGGCUCACUCCGAGACGGCGGCCGCGUCGGAAGCGACACUCCAGGAGGAGGUUUUUGAAGAGCUUGGGAGGUAUCGUGCCCUCGACGAGAAUGAGUUCGAGCGUUUCAUGGCAGGCGAAAACAUAUCCCUCACUACCAGCUUCCGAGAAGAUGACACAGGCAUCGAAUUGCCGCAGGAGUGGCAAUCGAAAUUGUCCGUCAUCCGAAAGCUGGGUGAGGGCUCCUUUGGGAAGGUCUUUCAAUGCAAGGUGCUUUGCGAGAAAUACAAGGAGAUCUAUGUGUCUGUCAAGCUGAUCGUCCAGAAGGAACCCAUGGUGAGGAAGGAAAUCCAAGUUUUGGAGAACAUGCGCGGAGUCUCGGAUUACUGCAUUUCUGCCGUUGGUGAGCCGCCGUUCAUCGACAACAGGGAUGGGUAUUGGAUUAUGAUGCCAUACAUGAACGGUGGGGAGCUUUACGAUUUCAUGAAAAAGUGCCAACUCGCGCACGGGUGCCUCUACGGGGGCCAAGAAGGCCGCAAGGACUGGACCCAAGUGGACCCUGCUUUCACCACGUCCUACAUCCUCGGACUCUUCCACGACAUGGUUCAAGGGGUGCAGGCUCUCCACGAGAAAGCCGGACUGCACCACAUCGAUCUCAAGCCAGCCAACGUCAUGCUGAACUGUGAGGGGAGCAACAGGUGCUUUGCCGCGAUAAUCGACCUUGGCUUGGCGUGCGAUCCAACGAAAAAUGGCUGUGGACGAGCCGGCACACCGUUAUACAUUCCUAGAGAGGUCUACCUUAGAGACCGGACGG